This is a messenger RNA of Melopsittacus undulatus (budgerigar), 1531 nucleotides long. Its product is annotated as endonuclease domain-containing 1 protein-like. Lineage: Eukaryota; Metazoa; Chordata; Aves; Psittaciformes; Psittaculidae. Gene Ontology annotation, molecular function: hydrolase activity; metal ion binding; nucleic acid binding. The transcript is spliced from 2 exons. The record is from RefSeq and is a predicted model, not a curated record. Bases 429 to 1256 code for a protein of 275 amino acids.
AGGAGCUUCUAGCCCUAUUUCUCCAGUGCUAACUGAAAAGUCGAGCUCUUGGCUAACACAGGUAGGUUGGAAAAGGUGGCUUUGUCCCAACAGCAUGCCUCAGUUCCCUAAAAAGCUAUGCUGUGUGAGCUGAUUAGACAUGGGAUGGGUUUGGAUCCCUUCUCACACAAGCUAAAUACUCUCACUGCUGCAUCCUCUAGGCACCUAAAACCUGCUUUAGACUUCACCCUGAUUCCGCUGCUGAUGUUUCCAUUUCCAGGAGGGCAGAAAUUGUCCCUUUCUUGCUCUCUCCCAGUCCCCUCCUCUCUAACCAUACCCCACAGGCACAAGCGUUACUCCAGGCCAUGAUGAGCCUUCCCCAGGUUGAUUGUACCUCUGCAUUGCCCUCCAGGUGAACAAGAGCCCUGUCACUUGAAGUCCUCCCCACGAUGCUGUUGCUGCUGCUGCAGGUCUUGGCGAGCUGCCUCUGGUUGGGACACAGUGAGGUGGUGACAUCCUUUGAAAGCUCGUGCCCUCAGUUCUUCUUCCAUAAAACCCCCCCGAAUGAAGCCCUGGUACCACAGAACCCAGCCUGGAUCUGCCAGCGUUACAAUAACCGGUAUUACUUUGCCACCCUGUAUGACAAGACCAGGCGCAUUCCUGUAUACUCGGCUUACAUCUACCAGCCUGCUUUUUGCGGGAGACCCAAAACAUGGCUUGUUGAGCCUCAGCUGAUCAGCCCAGCUUAUCCCAAAAUGAUGAAAACAGAGCAGAGCCUCUCGAAAGAUUUCAGAAUCACCUUAGAGGAGAUCGGCAAGCACCAGGCUGUCCUCCAGGACUACAAGAACCUGAAUGGUUUGAACCGGGGUCAUUUGAACCCCUGCUGCCACCAACCUGACCCUGACAGCAGGGCAGCAACCUUCACCCUCACCAACAUCGUGCCCCAGAACGAGAAGCUCAACGGUGGUGCCUGGAAGAAGUACGAAGAGAAGACCAUGGUCGAGAAAAACAAGGGCUGUAAAAAAACCUAUGUUGUCGUGGGUGCUGUGCCUGGCAACAACUACAUUGCCAACAGGAGGGUGAAUAAACCCAGCUACAUCUGGGCAAGUGCCUGUUGCGAGGUGAACCCCAAGGUUAGGAGGACCUGGGCAGUCAUUGCUGAGAAUGAUAGGGAUGAGGUGGUGAGCCUCACACUGGGGGAGCUGGAGAAUAAGCUGACCCAGCUCUAUGGGGGAAGACGGGUUUCUCUGUUUGACAGUGCCUGUCCCCGGAAAUAAGCCCCACUACACAUUCCAAGUGUAAGAGGCUCAGAGGCUUUGUCCACAUGUCCUGUGCAGCAUCCGUCCUGCUUCCUUCUUCAGUGGUUUUCCAGCUCUUAAAAAGGAGCACUUGGCCUGGCCACUCUGGAGGGGCAGGCUGGAUGACAGCCAUGGGUGUUAGAAAAGGGUGAAAUUUUAUGUUAAAAAUAAUCAUAUAGAGUGAUAGAAGUGAUUAUACAUGAAAGUUUGUAAAUCAAUAGAAGGCCUUUAUGUAUUAAAAAUACUGUAACUUU